GUUUGCGACGCACUAUCAAGUCCAACGGAUCGUGAACAAUUGGAACAAAUGUUUACGCCAAGGUUAUACGAUCGUUACAUUUCCGAAUUUGACAAAAUAGAAAAAGAGAAAUCCACAAUAAAAAUUGAGCUGCUAAAAAUUUAUGGCUUGGGUAUUCGUGAUAUUUGGUUCACAAUUGCUCCUAAAAAGGUGAUAACAAAUCGUGAAUAUAAUAUUAUUCAAUGGAUGACUUCAAAAAUUGCACUUACGAAAAUUUCGGAAGGAAUGUCCAAUAUUGAACGAAAAUCUCGAAUUUCAUUUUCUGCUGCAAAAAAUUAUGCAUCGGUUAUCAAUUUUAAAGUGGACAUAGAAGUAGAUGCGGAUGUUAUAUAUACGUUGAAAUCGGAAAAAAAUGAGACAUUAAUUUAUGAUAAAACCAGAAGGAUUAUAUUAUUUCGAUUCGAGAGUCCAUAUUUUGAACCUACGGAAAAGAUAAGUAAAUCAGCGGAUGGACAUAACGAUAUAACAUUAAAUUGGAAUUGGCGGGUUGGAGAUAUUGAUUAUUUAUUGGAAAAGGAAGAUUUGGAAAACAAAGGUGAAAAAGAAUCG
Molecule: messenger RNA, 588 nt
Organism: Racocetra persica
Lineage: Eukaryota; Fungi; Glomeromycota; Glomeromycetes; Diversisporales; Gigasporaceae
Source: the annotation of a GenBank genome assembly